Cloeon dipterum is the source of this 4143-nucleotide messenger RNA. It is a transcript of the gene Syn, whose product is annotated as synapsin. The transcript is spliced from 9 exons. Gene Ontology annotation, cellular component: synaptic vesicle; synaptic vesicle membrane. The record is from RefSeq and is a predicted model, not a curated record. NCBI's taxonomy places the organism in Eukaryota, Metazoa, Arthropoda, Insecta, Ephemeroptera, Baetidae. Bases 1 to 1848 code for a protein of 615 amino acids. Gene Ontology annotation, biological process: neurotransmitter secretion. Gene Ontology annotation, molecular function: metal ion binding; ATP binding.
AUGACUUGCGGGUGUGCUGAUACCACCUCGCAGGUCGUCCGCCACCCUGAGGCUGCUCGAGAAGAGAUUGCUCGAGCCGUGCCUCGAUGGGACUUUUCGGGACUCGCUGCGGGCGCUCAAAAGGCCGCGCCUUUCGCUUGGCCUGAGACCAGACCCAAACCAGCCGCCACCAUUUCUUUCUCAGUCUUCAAACAGUCCUUCACCACCAAUGUCAAUUACUUGAAGCGAAGGUUUUCCUCCGGGGACCUUUCCUCCGAGUUUGACGAUGAGGCUGAAGGGCAGGCGCCGCCCACCGCGACGGCCCAGCAGCAGCAGGCCCCGCCAGCCCAGCAGGCGGUGGCCGGCGCCGCAGCUACCCAACAGCAGCAGGGUGACCUUAGCCUCAACCUGAGACCCAACAGCCGCACCACCAGCGCGCCUUCGUCGCCCGCCAAGACCAGGGAGAGCCUGCUGCAGAGGGUGCAGUCCCUGACGGGCCAGGCCCAGGAGAGGGGGGCCGCCAUUCUCAGCGCAGUGCCUGUAGCCUCCAUUCGGCCUUCGUACAACAAGGAGCGGUGCUUUACCCUGCUUGUAAUCGAUGACCAGAACACUGAUUGGUCGAAAUAUUUUCGCGGCAAGCGUCUGCACGGCGACUAUGACAUCAGAGUGGAGCAGGCCGAGUUCAGAGAAUUGUCGCUGACUGCUAGUGCCGAUACUGGCACAAUGGUGUCGAUGGCGGUGUUCCGGAAUGGCACUAAGGUGGCUCGAUCCUUCAAACCAGACUUUGUGCUCAUCAGACAGAACCUGCGUGACGCCGGCGAAGAUUAUAAAAACCUGCUGCUCGGUUUCAAAUUCGGUGGCGUGCCCAGCAUUAAUUCCAUCAACGCAAUUUACAAUUUCCAAGAUAAACCCUGGGUGUUCGCGCACUUAUUGCAAAUUCAGAACCGCCUGGGCAAAGACAACUUCCCGCUGAUUGACCAGGUUUACUAUCCAAACGCAAGAGACAUGCUAAGCUCGUCGCGCUACCCUGUAGUAUUCAAAGUGGGCCACGCGCACAGCGGCCUUGGAAAGGUUAAAGUUGAGACGCCGUCAGACUUCCAAGACAUGGCGAGCGUCGUGUCUGUGGCCGGCACCUAUUGCACCACUGAGCCUUUUGUCGACGCCAAAUAUGACAUCCACAUUCAGAAAAUUGGACAGAACUACAAGGCAUUCAUGCGCAAAUCGAUCUCUGGUAAUUGGAAGACAAACAUGGGGUCAGCAAUGUUAGAGCAAAUUCAGAUGACUGAUCGCUACAAGUCGUGGAUAGACAGCGUGUCUGAAAUGUAUGGCGGGCUCGACAUCUGCGCCUUGGAGGUCGUUGUCGGCAAGGACGGCCGCGAAUUCGUUAUCGAAGUUAAUGACUCGGCCCUCAGCUUGAUGGGAGACACACAGGAAGAGGACAGGAGACACAUCGCUGACCUUGUCGUGUUUAGAAUGCAGAACUCGACGCGGCCCGCGAACCAGGGUCCACCUCAGCAGCCGCCACCAAAGCUGCCGAAUCUGCCGUCUGCAGGCGCGAUCGCCCCUCCGAUUCCCCAGCGGUCGUCCGUCUCCAGCCAGGGCGCAAUGUCACCGAACGAGGAAAGGGCCGCCCUGGGCCUGAGCACCGACUUGCCGGCAUCGACCUCUCCUGGAAGGGAGCCAGUUCAGCGCCGAGAUUCUCAAGCCUCCCAAACAAGUAAUAUCAGCAGCGUUUCGGGUCAAAGAGACGGUAACAGGCCAGCUUUCGGUCGGCAGGGCAGUCAACAACAACAACAGCCGCAGGACGACAACGAGGACACAAUGAAGAAUCUGCGCAAGACGUUCGCUGGCAUCUUUGGUGAGAUGUAAGUCGCGCCAGCGGGCAGACAAUACAAUUACUACACGCGAGAGAGUCAUAAUACCACAACCACUCAUGGAAAUUAUUACCAUAUAUGUUCUUUGAAAGAUGCUAGCGGAAUUGUAGUCCCACUGUAUUAGAGGUAGAUGUCUUGUAGCGGGGUUGCGAAUGGAUCAGAGUUGUCAUAUCAAAACAAUGGAUCUGGAACACAUCAAAGCGCUAAUAUCACAUGAUGCGAGCUGGUCAAAAUUCAUUCCCAUAUGCAAAUGUUGGGAAGUUUUUGAUACAAAAUUUUGUUGCCGAAACGAAAGAGUUUUUAAUUUCUCGCUACCAAAAGUGAAUUAUAUUAAUUACUGCAAUUAAAUUUGUUGAAUAAAUAAAAGCUUCUCGCAGAGAUUCUUAUUAAAUAAAAUAAAUUUAAAGUUCAAAAGAAUGGCAAUAAAUCGUAACUUGUAGUUAUGUGGCUUUGAAAAUAAAAUCAUUAAUAUAAUAUAGUCAGCGAAUUACGCGCACUGCUACUCAUCAUGAUGUUGUUAAAACGAAUGGCAGAGAACUCUCUCAAACGUACACCAUUUUUAUGUAAUUUACAACGAAGUGGACUGAAUUAGUGAAUGCGGAGGAGGGAAAUUAAUCAGUUAGCAGAGAAGCGAACGGACUGUGCAAAGUCAAAUUAUUAUUAUCAGCCGAAAUGUCUUCUUCUUUGUGUAGGCUUGAAAAUCCUCGCAGCCCCAUUUAGUGGUUAUGAGUGACACAUACAUGAAAAUUCGAGAAUUCGCAACCACGAAGUAAAUACACAUAACAAACCGCAUUAUAAAUAACCCAUGGAAAAGUUGUACUUGUUUGUGUGUGCAAAGGAAAAAUGAAACAGAGAAAAAAUAACACAUGCUAAUACAAACUCAUUCUCAUUAAUUAUAACUACCGACUAUUAAUAACAACAAAGGUAUUAUGUACUGUAUGAUACACGAAUGGUGUUAAAACAAAUAAUUGAUGUGCUUGGGAAAAUAUUACAAUAUAAUGUGUGAGGCGCUGCAUAUAUGGUUACAUUAUACAUUAAUCAAUAUGGGAACGUUACUAAUAAACGAAUUAAUGCAAAGGUGAGGAAAAUUGAUUAAAUGCGUAUAUAUGUGUGUCGUUCUGUUACCUCUGUGAUAAUUGAUUAUCAACAUCAAUGCGUUGUGUUGAUUAUUAUCAGAUGCUACUAUUUAAUAUUUUGAACCUAUAUACUCCCUCACCCCACGAGUGGAUCAUGUGAAGUAAUAAAUUAAAUUAUCGUGCAUUACACAGGUUGAUAUUUGACGAAAAAGAGUUAUGUAACUGUUGUUGUUUCUAUUUGCUGAUACUGUAAUAGUUAAAGGUUGACAGAGCGAGUCUGAAAUUUGGCUGAAAUUUGAUGGAAAUCGGCAGGAUUAGCUUUUCUACAAACACUAACUCAGUUAUAAGAUCAACACUCGCCAAAUGGAAGUUGCAGAAGAAGUCCCAACCAAACUGCCCAGGGCCAAAAUCAAAGUUUGCUUAAUAUCUGAAAGGAGGAAAGCGAAAGUUUUGAGUGGCUUCUUGGGUCGUGGGUUGGCUUCAGUCCGAUUUCCUUGCUCUAAAACUACACCAAUAUAUAGUUAGCCGAAAGCUAGCAUGAAAUAUAUUUGUCGGUUUUCAUCAAUUUCAGUCGUCUUCCAGCGCAAGCCGCUCUGUGUAUAUAUUAUUUAUUGCGCAAUUUAAAAGACACAGCGUAGGUUUCUCGCGAGAAAUGGUGUUGAUGAAACGUAAUUUAAAAUUAACUGCAUGCGUUCAGUUGUUUCACGCGACUAUUAAUUGUAAACGAACGAAAUACUUCCGACAUAAUAGGACACGAUGACGACAAAAGCGCUACCCCUCUCUUGAUCUCUCUUCUCUAAAGUUAAGUAGUUUUAGCGCCGGCGACGUACUCGAUCUCUCUUCAAAUACACACGAAAAAUAAAAACAAAUAUACACACACGCAAACGCAAAACCAUACCAAAGAUACAGGAAUGCAUUUCGGCGUAGGCAGGUUUAAUACCGUGAAAAAUGGGCCUAAAUAGCACUCACACUCGUGUAAAAACGUUUGUAAAUAUUGUUCGAUUCGAAAAAGCUGCGUUGAAAAUUUUAUGCUGUGUUCAUAAAACGAGCUGUUCAUCGAACAAUAAAUAAUUACAGUGGUUGAACUGCUCACGACACUGACAGUGAAUAAAAAUGCAUGGAUUGUUCUUACACCAGCCUACGCCCAAAAUUAGAUGUGGAAAGCACACUGAUACUGAUACAUAAAAUAAAAUUGAAGAAAAAUUAUGAAAAAG